GAAGGAACCUUGAGUUUGCCCUUAUUACAACGUUUCCUUCACAAUUCAGCAUAAGACGUGCCAGCUGAUCAGGAAAACCUACAAUGAUGAAUGACUCCACAGUGAGCUUCAUGAACGAGAAACACAGCGAUCAUGUGGAAUAUUUGUGUGAUCACAAUUUUAACUUUGCAACCAUCAGCGGUGCCUUCUUCAUUUUGGUCUUCAUCUUCAGCAUCGCAGGCAACGGUCUCCUCUUGUGUGUUCUUGUCGUUUAUGAGAGCCUGAAAAAUGUCACAAACCUGUUUGUCCUGAAUCUGGCCUGCUCUGAUUUGAUCUUCACUGUCACACUUCCGUUCUGGGCCACAAACUUCCUGCACCACUGGGUCUUUGGGGACUUUUGCUGCAAAUUUAUGAUUGCAGCGUACUUUGUUGGUUUGUACAGCAGUGUCAUUCUCCUGACCGCCAUGACGGUGGAUCGUUUCAUAACAGUGGUGCUGCACAACUGGCCAAGCAACUGUGUGAGGAGGCAGAGGUGUGCAGUGGGUGCCUGUGCAGCUGCCUGGGUCAUCAGCAUUGGUGCGUCCCUGAGUGAUGCUAUAAAUGUCAAGGCAGAAACCAAUUGGGAUAAUCUUACUACAUGUGGACCUUCCUCUGAUGACAAGCUGGGAUACUACCUCCAAGUGUCACUGCUUUUCUUCCUCCCAUUUGUCAUCAUUGUUUUCUGCUAUUCUGCCAUCCUCAAGACAGUUUUACAGUCAGCAAACAGAAAAAGGCACAGGACCGUAGUGGUGGUAUUAUGCAUUGUUGCAGCCUUCUUCAUCUGCUGGGGACCUUACAAUAUUCUGCUGCUCAUCGAAACUUUGUACACACCCGAAAGCUGUGAUGGACAAAGACGCUUGAUCAUCGCCUAUUAUAUUUGUCAGAUUCUAGCUUUCUCUCACUGCUGUAUGAACCCUCUGCUGUAUCUGCUCUCACAAAAGUUGCGAACACAUCUGUUGCAUCUUUUGCGCUGUGAGAAAUUGCGGAUGAAGAAAAGGGAGAAAGGCAUCACCCAGGACACUUCUUUCUUUCAGAAUGCAAUGUCUAUGCGACAGAACUCUGCUGUUAUGUUGGAACUGCAGGCCAAAUAGAUAUUCCCUUUGGGAAUGAAACAUUGAAUAACUGGCAUUCCAGUGUGUAUUCAUAUUUCCUUAAAACUAUAAAGAUGUAUUGUUGUGUGUAUAUGUAUAUUUAUAUACUGAGUAAAUGAUGGAAGAAAAAUAUAAAGCAUAUCAGAAUGUAUGAUAAUAUGUGGGGAAUGCUUUCACUGCUGCACUUUCUCAGCCUUUAUGAAUGACUCUUGCUGUGCUGUUACUGUAGUAUAUGUAAAUUAAAGUUAGCUGGAAACCA
Lates calcarifer (barramundi perch) is the source of this 1368-nucleotide messenger RNA. Its product is annotated as chemokine XC receptor 1. The record is from RefSeq and is a predicted model, not a curated record. Gene Ontology annotation, cellular component: membrane. Bases 84 to 1109 code for a protein of 341 amino acids. The transcript has 2 exons. Gene Ontology annotation, biological process: chemotaxis; G protein-coupled receptor signaling pathway; immune response. Gene Ontology annotation, molecular function: chemokine receptor activity. Lineage: Eukaryota; Metazoa; Chordata; Actinopteri; Centropomidae.